UCGACUUUGUGAUUGCCUUGGUGUUUAUUUGCCUUGUGUCUAUGCAUGGGUGGUAUUUUUAUCCAUGUGAUCUGGAGAGUAAUGAAGAGAAGGAUAACAAUAGCUCUACGAUACAGGAAGACGACAUAGCCUUAAAGGUCAAUCUUUCAAGAAUAACUCCUUCAGUAUCACCCUCUCGAGAGCCUGCCUCAAAAGUCACUCUCUCUUUUAUGAAAUACUCUGAACAAGGGACAGCAAAUACAGGUAGAGAAAUCUCGAGAAAUGUAGUUGAGACCGCUGCAGGAGCCGAAGAUUUCGUGGAAUUGGAAAAUUCCGUUCCAAAUGGGAAUUCCUCUAUCAAUUUGACUGUACAAUGUGAACUUGCCCAAGAUGGUCAUUUUUCAAUUGUUGUAAAUGACAGUAGUAGUGAGAGAGAAUCUGAAGAUCAUAACGACACGAACGACACGAAAAAUCAAAACGAGAAAAUAUUAAAAAUAUCAUUUGUACAACGACAUGAAAACCAUGUCGUCGAUAUUGCUUUAUUUUCAGGAGCAUUUGUGUUGUUUAGUCUUGCAGCUGCACGACUUUCAAACUAAUUUAUUUUAUAUGAAAUGUAAAUCUUCACAAAAUUUAGAAAGCACCACAGCACCAAAUGAUCAGUACACAUGCAAAUGACCAACUAAUUCAUCAUCUUCAACAAUUGGAAACAGUGCAUCUAAUGGUGGAAAAGCGAGGUUUUAGGUUUCAUCUUGAAAUGAUGUAAAAUUGGGAAAAUAUAUUUUCAAAAAGUUAA
This is a messenger RNA of Xenia sp. Carnegie-2017, 772 nucleotides long. RefSeq lists its product as uncharacterized. The record is from RefSeq and is a predicted model, not a curated record. Lineage: Eukaryota; Metazoa; Cnidaria; Anthozoa; Malacalcyonacea; Xeniidae. The transcript has 3 exons. Bases 42 to 575 code for a protein of 177 amino acids.